UCAGUUCAGCCCUCACCAUUGCCCUGCAACUCAGAACAGUCACUAUUGAGACUACCUUGAGAAGAGGAUGGUCCUGAACAGAGCUCUGAUUCUGGGGGCCCUCGCCCUGACCAUCAUGACAAGGCCCUGUGGAAGUGAAGACAUUGUGGCUGACCACAUUGGCAUCUACGGCGCAGACUUCUACCAAUCUCAUGGUCCCUCUGGCCAGUACAUCCAUGAAUUUGAUGGAGAUGAGCUAUUUUAUGUGGACCUGGGGAAGAAGGAGACAGUCUGGAGGCUGCCUAUGUUUGGUGACUUGACAAGUUUUGACCCACAGGGUGCACUGAGUGAAAUAGUUAAAUCGAAACACAACUUGGAUGUCAUGACUAAACGCUCCAACUUCACCCCUGCUAUCAAUGAGGUUCCUGAGGUGACUGUGUUUUCCAAGUCUCCAGUGAUGCUGGGUCAGCCCAACAUCCUCAUCUGUCACGUGGACAACAUCUUUCCCCCUGUGAUCAACAUCACAUGGUUGAGGAAUGGACACUCUGUCACAGAAGGUGUUUCUGAGACCAGCUUCCUCCCCAAAAGUGAUUUUUCCUUCCUCAAGAUUGGUUACCUCACCUUCCUCCCUUCUGAUGAUGAUGUUUACGACUGCAAAGUGGAGCACUGGGGCCUGGAUGAGCCACUGCUCAAACACUGGGAGCCUGAGAUUCCAGCCCCUAUGUCUGAGCUGACAGAGACUGUGGUCUGUGCCCUGGGGUUGACCGUGGGCCUUGUGGGCAUCGUGGUGGGCACUGUCCUCAUCAUCCGAGGUCUGCGCUCAAGUGGGGUCUCCAGACACCAGGGGCCCUUAUGAGUCACACUUCAGUAGGAAGGUGAACUGUCCAUCUACAAGAACAGAAAAAUGGACAUACUAGAUGACCUAGAACUCUUUUCUGGCCAAGUUCAUCAUGUACCUUUUCUCCUUCUGCCCUCCUCUGCUCACCUCCUCUCUGGGAAAUAAGAUGCUGUAUCACCUCAGAGUUCACAUAUACCUUAGACUUCUUGCCCUGACUAUGUGAUAUUCCUUUCUCUUCUCAUUAGUUUUAUACCAUGGAAUUGCUGCAGUAUUCCACCCAAUUACCUAAUCUCUAGUGACCCUGAUCCCAUGUCACCAUGGAAGCAAUAAAUCCUUCUUUUAUUGAAA
This is a messenger RNA of Odocoileus virginianus texanus, 1165 nucleotides long. The record is from RefSeq and is a predicted model, not a curated record. NCBI's taxonomy places the organism in Eukaryota, Metazoa, Chordata, Mammalia, Artiodactyla, Cervidae.